Molecule: messenger RNA, 4828 nt
Organism: Mauremys reevesii (Reeves's turtle)
Lineage: Eukaryota; Metazoa; Chordata; Testudines; Geoemydidae
Gene: SLC22A4
Product: solute carrier family 22 member 4
Exons: 10
Coding region: 98-1765 (555 amino acids)
Biological process (GO): transmembrane transport; carnitine transport
Cellular component (GO): membrane
Molecular function (GO): transmembrane transporter activity; ATP binding
Source: RefSeq, a predicted model, not a curated record
GCCGGAUGCGGAGGGCGCCGCGCCUCAUGUCCAGACGGUGCCGCGCGUGCAGGGAGCGGAGCUGCCCGGGGACGCUCUGCCCGCGCCCGCCGCCGGCAUGCGGGACUACGACGAGCUGAUCUCCUUCCUGGGCGAGUGGGGCCCCUUCCAGCGCCUCAUCUUCUUCCUGCUCAGCGCCAGCAUCAUCCCCAAUGGCUUCAACGGCAUGUCCGCCGUCUUCCUGGCCGGCACCCCCGAGCACCGCUGCCGGCUGCCCCCCAGCGCCAACCUGAGCCGCGAGUGGCUCAACGCCAGCAUCCCCCGCGAGCUGCAGGGCGGCCGGGAGGGGCCCAGCAGGUGCCGCCGCUACCGCCUGGAGUCGCUGGCCAAUUUCUCCGCGCUGGGGCUGCAGCCCGGCAGGGACGUGGACCUGAGUCAGCUGGAGCAGGAGAAGUGCCUGGACGGCUGGGAGUACAGCCGGGAGCUCUACCUCUCCACCAUCGUCACCGAGUGGAAUCUGGUAUGUGAGGAUGACUGGAAAACCCCCCUGACUACCUCCUUGUUUUUUGUGGGGGUGCUUAUUGGAUCCUUUAUAUCAGGACAGCUCUCAGACAGGUUUGGCAGAAAGAGUAUUCUCUUUGCAACCAUGGCAGUGCAGACUGGCUUCAGUUUUGUGCAGAUCUUCUCUACCAGCUGGGAGAUGUUCACAGUGCUGUUUCUUAUAGUUGGCAUGGGACAGAUCUCGAACUACGUGGUGGCCUUCAUUCUGGGCACAGAAAUUCUUGGCAAAUCAGUUCGUAUUAUAUUCUCUACAUUAGGAGUUUGCAUAUUUUUUGCAAUUGGCUACAUGUUGCUGCCACUGUUUGCUUACUUCAUCAGAGACUGGCGGAUGCUGCUACUGGCUCUUACUGUACCUGGGGUUCUCUGCAUUCCACUGUGGUGGAUCAUUCCUGAAUCUCCCCGGUGGCUGAUCUCUCAGGGAAGAUUUAAAGAGGCAGAAAUCAUCAUCCGAAAGGCUGCAAAAACAAAUGGCAUUGUAGCCCCAGCUAUGCUGUUUGACUCCACAGAGAUGCAGGAUAUGAAGCUUCAGCAGCAGCAGAAGGCAUACAUUUUGGACUUGUUCAGAACCCGAAACAUUGCAGUUAUUACUGUUAUGUCAUUGUUGCUGUGGAUGUUAACAUCAAUUGGUUACUUUGGACUGUCACUCAACACUCCCAACUUGCAUGGAAAUGCCUACAUCAAUUGCUUCCUCUCAGCCAUUAUUGAAGUUCCGGCUUAUGUGAUUGCCUGGCUGCUCCUCCGAACCUUACCUCGGCGGUAUUCCAUAUCUGGCACCUUGUUCUUGGGAGGAGGGGUUAUUCUCUUUAUUCAGCUGGUGCCUACAGACUUUCACAUCCUGUCUGUCUUCCUGGUGAUGCUGGGGAAGUUUGGGAUCACAUCCGCAUUCUCAAUGCUUUAUGUCUACACUUCUGAGCUCUACCCAACAAUAGUAAGAAACAUGGCAGUUGGAGCUACUUCCAUGUCUUCCAGGGUGGGCAGCAUCAUCGCUCCUUACUUUGUUUACCUUGGUGCCUAUGACAGAUUCCUGCCUUACAUUCUCAUGGGAAGCCUGACUGUGCUGAUAGGGAUCCUUACCCUGUUUCUCCCAGAAAGCUAUGGAAAUCCUCUCCCUGAGACCUUUGACCAGAUGCUAAGAGUAAAAGGAUUCAGAAACAGACAACGCACCAACCAUGUAAGGAGUUCAAAGGAGAUUGAAGACUCCAAGACUCAGAUAACAGCGCUAUGACUAGGCUCUGCAUCUCCUGAUGGGCUGGAAAAAGAACAAGUACUGCUCAAUGCAUUUCCUACCAGAAAAAAACCUGGGGUCAAAACGACUGGUGCCACAUAGUGAUGAACCUGCAAUCUCCAGUACUAUUGUACUAAAUAUAGUGCUGUGAAGAUGCCAUCUACUUCCAUAGGAUUCCCCAUAAUUUAUCCUCAGUGACCUGAUUUUCAGAGGUUUCAAUCAGCUGUAGCUUCUGUUUAAGUAGGAAACUCUGAGUGCUCAGCACCCUCUGAAAAUCAGGUUAUAAGAGAGCAUUAGGAGCAGUCACAGCACUGACUCAAUGGAAUCUUGCACUCAAAAGCUGCUUAAACGUGAACUGAAUACCAAAGUAAAAAAUUAGUUCAAGAUUCUAACGCCGGUAUUUUCAAAUGAGAACUAUUUCAAAGUCUUAAUGCUUAAAUGAACAUUAAAAAAAAAAAGUUAGAACAAUAUUAGAUGAAGAGUCAAAUGACAGCGCUGCUUACAGUGCAAUACACUUUAUACUUAUGCUGUUAGUUCCUGCACUACAGGAUUUCGAACAAAUACUGUGCUAGAAGAAAACAGUGUUAUAAUGCUUUCUUAGCAAAAAGAUAUUUUCGUUGCUUAUGUACUUUCUGGCCAAAUGAAAUCUGUCUCGCCUGCCGGAUUGACGAUGGCUAAUCAUUAUUCAGAAGGUGACAUUCCCCUACUGUGCACAGGACGAGCAAAAGGAGUAUGCACCAGUUAAGCCUCAGUCUGAAAGCUUAAGGGGGAUUUGAGUGCUGUGUUUGUCUUGUGCUGGCCCUUGGCAUAGGAGUGAAUUUCACCUUAGUAAGUUUAAACAAAGAGAAACUUCAUAACCUCUCACCUACUUAAAUUGUGUAAUACUGGCAUGCACUGCCAUCUGGGCUUCAUGAAACUUUUUUGCUUUCAUGUGGAAGCCAGUUGUGGCCAAGAUACAAGUGCAACACAGCACAUCAGUAAUGGUAGAGCGACAGUCAUUUAUGAAACUGAAUCUAUCAGGCUAAGGUAUUCAAACAGAAAUUAAAUUGAAGUGCAUCAGACUAUUUGUUUCAGGCUUAAAGACUCUGGCUUUGAAAAUCAAACCUUUCUUUUGCAUAAAUGGUUUUGCCAUAUUGAUAAUGUAGUGCAAGGCAGCCAUUGUCCUAGGCCAAGGUUCUGUUCCAUUGCUGCUAUCUCAUCUCUUUUCAGAUAGAGUUUUCUUCAGAAGGCAUUUGCAAUAUUUAAAGAUUUGAUAUAGCUGAUUUUUUUUUAAUAUAGAGGAAAUUCCCUUUGGUCUAACAUGUAGAAUAACUGUUUAGAUUACUUCAGUUACCAUUUUCAUCAAACCCUUGAUAUUAGCAUGGGAUAGAGCUGUUUACAUGAGAUUUGGGAUUGGGCUUGGUAUACUGUGGCCAUAUUUUUAUGAAGAUACUUUCUAUAAAAAAGGCGAUACUUAUUCUCUUUUAUGUGAUCAGAGACUUGGAUAUUUCUGAAACCAAUUGAAAUAUUUUUAUACUCUUGUAACUUUUUAGGAUCACAGAAAACUUAAUUUUGCAUGUUUUUAAUUAAAAUAAAAAACAAGUUUGUCUAUGUUUUUGACAACUUGUGUUUAUCAGUCCAUUUCCCAGGCCUGUAGCACUGAUGCAUCUCAUAUAGUUUAAGUAUUAGCAGCUUUAUUUUUAAUGAGACUCUUUUUGACAUGAGGGGACUGUAUUCAGAAGAUUGUGAAACUGUUAUAACAAGGACUUUAAAUUGUGUCUAAACCUAGCAAAAAAAGGAGUUACUUCACCUGAUGGAGCAUUUGCAAGAAGGCUUUCAGUCUUCCGAGAAAUCUCUCCCAGGUAUGAACAGUGAUGUCUGAAGACAUCCCUCUAUGGAGGGAUCAAGAGGGGCAAAAAGUCCAGUUUCUGGCACUAUUAUUAUUUUAUUUAUUUCUUCUAAAAUGGUAACGCCUCCCUAAGAGAAUUGCAUAGGCUUAAAAUGCUGCUGGACAUGUUUUAACAUACACUUGGUUUCGCCUAGCACUGCAGUCCUCAUGAUAAGUUGUCUGCCUGUCAAAUACAGCUUUGAUUAUAACAUUUUUCAGAUAAGUUAUAAGUUGGGGCUCAAUAUGGGAGCUGUAUAUUUAUGAGCAGUCAGGGUACCACCUGUAAAGCAGUGCUUUGGGGUUGGGGAAGGAGAGGACUAUUCCCAUUGAUUUUGCUGGGAGUUGUAUUAUUCCUCAUGUGCCUUGAUAAUCGCAUAUACCCUGCUGUGUCUGUAUAAUCUAUCCUCAGCAAGAUCUGAAGCUGGCUUAUUGGAACUGCUGAAGUAUAGACGAAAAUGUGGCAGUUGCCAUUAGCUUGUUUUUCUUUAUUAUAAUAAAAAUGUGCACUGACCUAUUAUAUAACCUAUUUUAUCUGUGGACUAUAACUGAAAAGAGUGAAGUCUCCUAUGUGUUUAAAACUUUGUGAAAGGAAGUCUCUUUCUUUAAGACAUUGACUAAAUUAUGUUUCAGUAACUGACUAUCAUAGUUAUGAAUCUGUUUGAAUAGGCUCAUAAGGUGUGUGUGUGUGUGGGGGGGAAAUGCAAGUGAAAUCUAAUCUGCAAGCGGGUGGGAAAAGUUUUUGUUAAAGCUAGAAGUUCAUUUCACGUUCUUCUUGCACCAGGUUGGGCUUGGUGAAUGUACUUUAACAAUAGAGCCCCAAGAGAGAGCCACUGCUAUGGGCAAAGAAGGAUUGUUUUGGUCUUAAAAGCCUGUGGUAUUUGCAGACUUCUUUAAAAGUUCACAGAACUCUAGUGACUGAUGUCUGAGCCUAGAACUCCUCAUUGCAAAUUGUUAAAUGCUCUCCAAGUCUUAAAAGGACGCUGUCUAGACCAGGGGUUCUCAACCUUUUUCUUUCUGAGGCCUCCCCAACAUGCUAUAAAAACUCCACAGCCCGCUUGUUCCACAACAACUCUUUCUGCAUUUCCAGUAGAUCAGGGGUUCUCAAACUGGGGGUUGGGACCCCUCAGGGGGUCGCGAGGUUAUUACAUGGGGUGUCGUGAGCUGUCAGCCUCGACCCCAAAACCUAUUUGGCCUCC